Messenger RNA from Amoebophrya sp. A120, 5027 nucleotides. NCBI's taxonomy places the organism in Eukaryota, Dinophyceae, Syndiniales, Amoebophryaceae. The record is from the annotation of a GenBank genome assembly.
AGACGGAGGGCGAGAGGGCAAAAAGUUGCAAGAAUUUUGUGUCGCUGAUUUGAUGUGGCCUUUCACAUCAACGUUUGCGCCGUUCGAGCAAGCCAGUCCCCAAGAUCAAGCAGAAGCGCUUCUGCAGUUGAAGUGGCGGAUGGCCGAGUAUGAUGCAACACAAAAGACAAAGGAUGAUUAUUGGAAACAGAGGAAAAGCGCACAAGAGCCAUUCAUGAUGAAUAUGCGUAAAGAUAAAAGCGAGAGUGCAAAGAAUGACGACACUCUUGCUGGAAGGGUGAGCUUGGCUCGGUUGGUUCCCCAAGAAGACCUCACGGCUUUGCGUAAAAUAGGCACAGACGACCACAGAUUUAAUAGCCGGAUCCCCAAUCAAAAAGACUUGCUGAUCGAGUACGAGAAUCAGGAUCUUUUUUUCCAUCUUUCCGGGACCCUGGAAAUGCACGAGCAAAAGGAUGCUCAGACGCCUGAACCUCAUGCGCCGUGUGUGCCUGCCCGCCCCAGCCAGGAUGGAAGAAAAGACCCUCGUCCGGAGUGGAGCAAGACCAUACUCGAAGAGCAAGAACAGGCAGUACCCUAGUAGUCACCAGCACGCCCAGCAGCUACUCUUCUUCAUGUGCUCGAGUGGGGGUAGUAGCAAGAUCUGCACAUAGGCGCACAGCCCUAGAAAUUAAAAGAGUAGCGAUGGAACAACUCCGGGAAGUUGUAGCCGCGUCUGCGUCUACUAGGACAAUAGCCCUUGGCUGGGAGAUCUCAGCCUGUUCGCGAGAAGUAAUCUGGCGUCAGUUGGUAACUAGUCUAGCGCCGUUUGCUGGCGAGGUGGUAGCUGCUGAAAGUCUAGCAGCCUCUCCCCGGAGCGGCCCGCCCGGCGCGGAAGCGUUCUGUCCUCAGCGCGACAAGAAAAGGCCUAGUACGGUAGCCAUCCUUGACGUUGCCGCGACGCUGGUAGUGGUAGCCUAUGCAAUGCCGGCAUGCUAGGCAAUUACUCUGUCGGAAGCAGAAGCGCAAGCAUAGCCAGCCAGCCGCUACCUUUUUCAUGAGUAGAAGCCUGCCGUUGGGCAGGCCAGCAUCUAUUGGUCGCCAGCGCCACGGGCCAGGCGCAGGUGGCGGGCCCCGAAAUUAUAAUUACUGGCUGCAUAAUUGCAGAGCAUCUGCAUCAUCGCGCACGAGCUAAAGACAGGCAUGCUGGGCGUCCAUUUCCAUGAGAGAGAUGCCAAAUCUCCCCAGCAGCAAGAGGCCCCCGCAGAUGGCAGAAGAUGAACGCGUCUCGGCUAAAAUUGGGUGGCUGUGGCCCUGCUCCUCACGGUCAUGGUGAUGUCGACGUCCGUGUUGUAAUCUAUUGGGUUUGGGUGCGCCAGCGGAUACAAUUGCAAGUAGUGACUAUGACUAAAAGUAGUUGCCCUUCAUUGAUACUUUUCCUAAUUUGUUUGCGAUCUAGUGUCGUCGAGCUCCGGACGCCUUUCGGCACAAGUACCAGCCCAAAGCAGCAACCGGUAGCGUCGCGCGGGGCCGUUUUUUAGAUCUUUGGUCUUUGAAAGUGAUCCGAGCUGAGAACGAAGGCCAGCAGGUGCAGGGGCAGCCUUCAGCUGGAUCGCAGUGGUCCAGACGUACGUCUUCAAUACCGAAGCACCCAGGAGGUAGCGCACCGACGGGGGCUCCCGGGGCCCGCCCGGCAAGAACUUUAGCGCAAGCGUGUUGAGCCCGGGCACUCACAGUGCCCGCCAUGCCUUUAGCUCAGAACCCGCCUCGCCGGUUGCGCCGAGGAGUGGGAACUAGUGUACAGGGGGGCGGGCGGGACGCCUUUGUUUCCAACUCUUUGUUUGCGUUCGCUCGCCGCCAGUGGAGGUCCGGUCGGCCGCGAGGCGUCUGGACAUAAGAAGUGGCCCAUCCUCCACAUCAGCUUCUUUCCGCCAGCGGUCGCCCUGAGUUGUUCUUUGCGCGGUCGAUGUCUCCCAGCCGGCGACUCCGUGCGCUUGCAUGUUUUGACCGCGCCCCUAAAUGAAGAGGUUGUGGCGCCUUCUGAAAAACAAGAUGAAGAAGAGCAUGAGUGAAACUCGAACCGCUCUCGAGACGUACAUGGCACAAAGUCAAAGAAAAAUGGAAAGGCGAGAGCUGCUGCGUCGUGGUCGUGUUGCCCUCCAUAAUGAAAAUCCGAAAAACGGUGCAGCAAUUUCCGAACUGCCUGGUGUGUCCCGGAACGGGUGGCGUUCGAUAUCCAAAAAACAAAUAGUAAUAGAGCGGGCCCGGCGCAGGAGUUACUUUGGACGUGGUGCGUACGUAUAGCAACGCGCUUGAGGUAGAUGCGCGAGUGCUAGUCAGUGGUCGCAGCUUGUCGAUGGCGCCUGCCCUACUUUCAUCGCGUGCUAUGAGAGAGCCACGCUGAUGCUGAUGUCUGGAUGUUGGCGUUGCCCUUCCAGAAGUUAAAGCUACCCGGGCGGGCGGAGGUGCUUAGAGUUUUCUGUUGAUGUUUUGCACAGCGCUCCACCUUCUUGUCUGAAAAAGACAUUUGCUUUAUCUUGCAGUUGGUGAGCAACAACAAGGUAAAAGCUCGCUACAACAGCUUAUGACUCAUCUCAUUGUCAUUCUUGUACACUCCCCCUUCCGCAAACUGUCUUCAUGGUUUUUAAGAUGGCGCGUGGUCUCCGUUUCAGUCGGUCUGUCCCUAGUUGUAGGCCCCGUGCUCUUAUCGCAGGCGAUGUCAGUUUGAGUUUAUGCGAAACCACCGCAGAACCAACCACGCCGGGCCGCGUCGAUUCUUUACAGCAAGAGCAGCCUACUUCCCUGGCCUUGCCUGGCAUGCCGCGCAGGGCAAAGGAAAGCGCUUGUGCCCGUAUGCCCGUGCUCGACGCCCUUGCCGUGUAGUACCGUGCUUCGUGCUGUUGUUUCGAACGAUGGCCCACUCAGCCUCGCGCGAAGCAACAAAAGGAGCCCCAGGCCCUCCGGUUGCAGCGCGAGCACAAUUCGGGGCAACCGACGCAACGCAAAGCGCCCGCAACCAAUGGCAGAGCGCAGAGACUGAAAGUAGAAACUCGCCGCCAUGUCCUAGACAAAAAAACGAAUCGCCCCGCCCCCUCCUCUGGGCCUUGCCCCCGGUCAUGUUGCUGUAGCACGCGGGCGCCUGCCUUUCCCAUUCCCACGCUUUUCUUUUACGGAUGAUGGAGUUAGUGGGGGGACGAGCGCUCUUGUCCGACCUCUUUCCUAGCUUGCGCGGCUGGUCAAUUGGCCUGGGUCUUCUAAGGGGCGCACUCAUUGCCACUGGCCACUCGGCCUGUAAGCUGGCUUGUCCCGCCGGUUGGCCAACUGGCCUGUAGGUUUUGCCACGCCUUGCCACUGGCAGUAAGGAAUCUCUGUGCCUGACAAUUCGAUCUCUGAGCUAAUUGGCUCAGAUGGCACUCCCUCGCGGGAUUCAUCACACACUGCGCCCGCGCCAUUGUGUUUGCGCGUGAGAUGUUGACUACUUCCAGCUGUUCGCUUGAAUGUGUAUGGGCCGACUGCCUGAUGUGGUUCACUUCGCGCACGCUGCCACACGCUGGCGCCGACCGAUGUUGUGCUUGAUGUCGUUUGCAGAUUUAUCCUGAGGGGCCGCGCCUGGGCCAAUUUGGCCAAAAAGUAAGCUGUCGCGGAAUUUGACACGCGCGCGCGCGCCAAGGCGUAAGCGUACGCACUGGCGUAGUCCCAGUCCCGCAAACAUGCACCCCCGGGGCCACCUGGAUCCGACGGAGCGCGCCGCGGGACUUCGCAUGUGCUCUUGGCUUCAAGGUGCCUGCACAUCAUGCCAAGGCUCGCAAUUUCGUGGCGGAGCCAAGUUGCCCACGCACUUUCGUGGUGGAGCCAAGCCCAAGUUGCUGAGGCGGCCGCUUGUGACAGGGUAAGUAGGGCGCGCGCUACCAUUUUUCUUCCUUCCGUGCGCCGGUGACAAACGCAAACCCCGCAAGCCUUUUUUCUAGGGUUAUUGGCAGCUCACGCCCGCGACCAAGAAUUGCCGGGCUUCUCACGUACCAACAGCAGCAGCAAGACGUCUACUCGCGCGUAGCACAUCGCGCAAAUCUCCCUUGCGCGUGACAGCUGCUUGCCCAGCGCAGGCACAGUCGACGCGCAGGAUAAACGACCUCGCACGUUCUUGCUGGAAGGACCAGCUGGCCCAGGCGGCCGCCACUUGCUGCAUUUUUUUGCCGUGCGCGAACAAGCGCGACAAGGCCCGUCGGGUCGCACCCUGAUCGCGCAGGUUGCCCCCCUCGCGGCAAGUGCGUGACCUAGAUGCGCAUGGGCAUGCGCCGCGUUGUCGAAACAGUGCGGGGCGUGCGCUGGCCGAGACGCGCACGAGUCGGGCCAGGAAUUCAAAAUCGGACGGUCUUCAGGGGUAUUGGCGCGCUUAGGUGUGCCCUAGUGUUGCAGUGGUGGCCGGUGCGUGAAGGUCGAUGAUUCAUUUAGCAUUGAUAGAUCUUGACGGGCUGCCUCCUCGUUGAGCCACACACCAGCAAUCGGUCACCAAAACCUGACGUCGGGCCGUCGAAGCGCCGUCGCGCGCUUCGUUUCCAUACCCAGCGAGCUCGAGAAAGACCGCGAGGUUAAUGAGGCCAAAAGUAAGACGGAUUCGGGCUCCAGGGAAAUUCCUGCAGGAAAAGGCCACCAGGCGAAACAACCAAUAGUGCCAGGCGUGGAUGAUUUCGGGGGGCACUCAUGGUGGGCCGCGGAGCAGAAGUCUUUCAGUGCGAUCUGGGAUUAUGGGUGGCGAGUAAUGCAGCACUCGGACGACGUAGCCAAAAGCGAAGAAAACCUGGUAACAAAGGGAAAACCCUUCCGGUUCAGAGACGGCACGACGGACUCCCGAGGCGUGUUUGGGUUCCAAAGCUCCGGAUCAGAAGGCAAAUCCGGAGGCGAUCAACUGGAAGAGGCAGCGCGCGCCCUAACGUACGAGAGUUUGCUUGAUACAAUCGAAGUAGAAGGGCCGACGGACAGCACAGCAGCUAAGUAUAAAGCGAAGACGAAAUACGGCAUAAUUAACUCCAAAUUGCUAUUGCCGGAAAACA